CAAUCACGAUCGACGGGAGGCGUGUCUUACACUCCGCUUUUCUGACUGUUUACUUCCGUCAAUAUUCAAAUAAAAGCAGAAAAUUAUCACCAUAACAAAGGAAUCACUGUUUUUGGAGCAGGUGGAAGAAGAUGCCUUUCUUGGGCCAAGACUGGAGAUCACCAGGCUGGAGCUGGAUCAAAACUGAGGAUGGCUGGAAACGCUUUGAAUAUUUCAGCCACAACUUGGGAGAUAACAUCAAUGAACUUGGCUUGGAAGAAUUGGACAACGACAACAAGGAGAACGUCUACAUGGGAGAUGUCUGUGAAGUAGCUGCCAAGAAGAGAAAAAAGGACUUUUUCAACAACAACACUAAGUCACAGUUUUUGUUCCAGGAGAGGUGGAUCUACGUUCAGAAGGAGAGUACGAGAGAGAGACAUGGGUACUGUACGCUUGGUGAGGCCUUCAAUCGUCUGGACUUUUCCAGUGCCAUUCAGGAUGUGCGGCGAUUCAACUAUGUUGUCAAACUUCUCCAGUUGAUUGCCAAGUCCCAGCUGACGUCUUUGAGUGGAGCUGCUCAGAAAAACUAUUUUAAUGUCCUGGAGAAGAUUGUGAGAAAAGUUCUGGUUGACCAUCAGAACCCUCGACUGAUCAAGGCGUUGCUGCAUGAUCUAAGCUCCACCCUCUGCAUCCUCAUCCGAGAAGUUGGGAAGUCUGUGCUGGUCGGCAACAUCAACAUUUGGGUCUGCCGUUUGGAAACCAUCUUAAUCUGGCAACAGCAGCUCAACAAUUUGCAAAUUCCAAAGCAAGUUUCAAAUGGGAUGACACUGAGCGACCUCCCUUUGCUCAUGCAAAACAACAUUUUGUACAAGUUUACUGAUGCCUGUGACAUCAUCAAUCUGGGACAAGCCACACCAACUCUGCACAUGCUCAGUGAGGACCGGCAACUGUGGAAAAAACUGUGCCAGUUUCAUUUUGCUGAGAAACAGUUCUGCAGGCACUUGAUUCUGUCAGAGAAGGGCCAUGUGGACUGGAAGCUGAUGUUUUUCACACUUCAGAAAUACUACCCUCAGAAAGAACAGUACGGAGACACUCUGCAGUUCUGCAGGCACUGUAGCAUCCUCUUCUGGAACGACAGGCACCUGGCUUUGAUCUUUAAGGACUCGGGACAUCCUUGCACGGCCAACGAUCCCGACAGCUGCCUCACCCCCGUCUCUCCCCAGCACUUCAUAGACCUCUUUAAGUUCUGAAAUUCAGAAUGUUCUCGGACCUCUCGCCUUCCCAUCUCCUCUGGAACACCUGCAAACAAACACCUCUAACCAAGACUCUGAACCUUUUUCCACUCUGUGCUCCAACCGUGUCAACCAUGUUUCUUCUCCUUUACGUUUCCCAGACGGUUGUUUUAUGAUUAAAAAGUGUGAAAGUUCAAUCCUCUGAGUCUGACAAUGUAACGAAUGAUCGAAUUUUCUCUUGCCUCGCUCAAAUUUUAAGGGCUUAUCAUGGAAAGAUGUCAUAAUAUUAGUGUUAAUUUCUUUUUCUUGUUCCCCGUUGUGUUCAUCUGUUCUUCGAGCACGCGAAAAGAGGCGGGAUAUGGGAAGGAUUGUGUGUUAAAAGCAAAAAAGCGAAACAAACCUGCUUUUGGGAAAGACGAACUGAUGGGAAAAGCGUGGGAGAUCCUGAGCGGAGGUUAUCUUGUCUUUUCGUGGAUGUAUUUUCAUUUCUGUACCGAUGGAAUGCACGUCAGAAAUAGUCGUAGGUUAAUGUUUAUGUGAGUUCUUGUGUUGUCUUGUCGUGCUGUGCGUAUGUAUUUGAUGCGUCAACACUAAAGUCUACAUUUGCAUUUGCUGCACAAAACAACUUUUUACGAUACACUUUUGUUAAGUCUGUCGUGAGGGCAGAUGGAAAAUCUAAUGUAAGCUUUGCUAUUUAUGAACAAAUGUAUUUUAUAUCCUUUCUCUGAACUUUGUAAUAUUCCUUUACUAUUACUCUAAUAUAAAUGUUAUUGAAAUGGCUGCUGAACUGUAGGAUGUGUUUGGUACUAUCAAGCAUUUGCCAGAAAUAUUAUCUAAAAUUAAAACUUUUGAAAAAAAACCAAAAA
Molecule: messenger RNA, 2077 nt
Organism: Rhinichthys klamathensis goyatoka
Lineage: Eukaryota; Metazoa; Chordata; Actinopteri; Cypriniformes; Leuciscidae
Gene: fbxo25
Product: F-box protein 25
Exons: 11
Coding region: 132-1229 (365 amino acids)
Biological process (GO): protein ubiquitination
Cellular component (GO): SCF ubiquitin ligase complex; cytoplasm; nucleus
Molecular function (GO): protein binding
Source: RefSeq, a predicted model, not a curated record